CGCGCCCGCGGCGGCCGAGCCGGGGCAGCUGCUCAGCGCCGCGGCGGCGGCGGAGACAAAGCGCCGGGUAAUGAAUGGGACGGGCCCGCCCGGCCCUUCCUCUUAACUCCUUCGGGCCCGGCCGGGCGGCGGCAGCGGCGACCUCCGGUUUCCCCCGCGGCGGCCGCCUGGGGAGAUACAAUCAUCUCAUUAAGUUUGAGUAGCAAGUAUUUAACCUCAAAUGAAGCUGCCUGCCUGCAGUGGAACAGAUGUGUGGUGUAAAAGAAUCUCAAUUGCCCAAUCAAGAUGAACAGAAUGGCUUUCUUCAACAAGAAAACAGAACAUCCAUUUUUUAGGAUUAUAUGUACAACAUGAAGCAUUUAGCAGUAGCUGUCUUUGAGAACAUUCAUCUAUGACCUGAAAUGUCCUGAUCCUAGGAAAAAAAUGGGAUUCCAUUAAUUAAGUCUAUAAUUUUUAAAUGUAUUUUCAUGACUAAUUAUAUUUGCUUAUGCACAACACGGAAUUCUUAAACCAGAGGUUAUUUUAACACAUGCACACAUUUUGUUUUACAUUCAAUAUACAAGAUACAUAAUUUUAAUCAAAUUUUAAAUAAUCUUUUAAAUUAUCUAUAUUUAUUCAUAAAUGAAGUCUUGGCAAGAAUUUAUCAUCCAUGGACAUGAGUAAAGCAGAUUGCCCCGGAAUGGAUGAUACUUUUGUAUUGGGUAAAAUCAAUAACUUGAAAGUAGAGCAAGAAGACGACAGCAUUAACUGUACUCUAGAAAGAACGGAUAUAAAGACAGAACAAGAUGAUUUCAAACAUGCGGACAGCAGUGAUGAACAGGAAGACAAAGAAAAGAACUUCAUUACAAACAACUCUGGCAAAUAUUUGUCUACAGAAAAUGAAGAUGAUUAUGGAUCUCUUUUUUCUCAGUAUAGUAAUACGCUGUAUGAUGUAGCAAUGGAAGCUGUGACACAAAGCCUCCUUUCUAGCAGAAAUAUAAGCUCCAGAAAAAAGUCACCUGCUUGGAACCAUUUUUUUAUAUCUCCUAGAGAUAGCACUAAAGCAAUAUGUAUGUACUGUAUGAAAGAAUUUAGCAGGGGUAAAAAUGAAAAGGACCUGAGUACAAGUUGUCUCAUGAGACACGUGAGGAGAGCACAUCCCACUGUACUAAUUCAAGAAAAUGGAACUAUGCCAGGUAUAUCUUCCUUUUCUUCAUCUACAUUAUUGCUGCCGCCUCAGUCUGCAGAUGUUGGAGAUCUGAGUUCUAUGUUAUCCCCCAUAAAACUGGUCAAGAAAAUGGCUUCUAAAAUACCAUCUCCAGAUCGAAUAAUUGAGGAAUCUGUUUCUAUUGUUUCUUCUGAAGAAAUAUCAGACCUCUCAGUUCCUGAAAAGUGCAGCAAAGAAGAAGUCAUGGUUGGUUCAUCUCCACAGCAAGCCAACAACCAAUAUGAUGACACUGUUGAGAAUGUAGCAGAAAAAGCAGUUGUAAUUCCAAAGAGUGCAUCAGGUUCUAGAAGGAGAUCUGCUGUCUGGAAACACUUCUAUUUGUCACCUCUAGAUAAUUCUAAAGCUGUUUGCAUCCACUGCAUGAAUGAAUUCAGUAGAGGAAAAAAUGGAAAAGACCUAGGAACGAGUUGUUUAAUAAGACACAUGUGGAGAGCCCAUCGUUCCAUUGUCCUGCAAGAGAAUGGGGGUGGUACCAGCAUACCACCUCUCUACACUGCACCUCCUACUCUCUUGCCUUCUUUACUGCCAUCAGACAGUGAUCUGAAUUCUAUGUCAUCCUCUCCUGGAAAACUAAUGAAAGAACCAACUUCUGUUUCCUCUUCUCCAGACAGAAUCUCCGAGGAGAUCCAUACUAAUCUCACUUCUGGAGAUACUCUAGUGGAAGACUCAAUGCUGUCAUCUUCUGAUGAUAUAGGUGAAGUCUCCUUUGUUUCAUCUCCUGAAAAACAGUGUGAGGGAUUAGGUCCACUAAUAUUUGAACCUACUGCUGUGUUUCAGCAAAAUAAAAGGAUUAUGAAAAGGCUUAAGUCAGAAGUCUGGCACCACUUUUCACUCUCACCUGCAGACAGUUUAAAAGCAGUAUGUAGAUACUGCAGUUGUAUGAUAAGUCGUGGUAAGAAAGGAGAUGUGGGCACAAGCUGCUUAAUGAGACACCUAUAUAGACGCCAUCCCGAUGUAAUUGGAAACCAAAAGAGCUUUCUCGAUGUGAGUUUGGCAAAUUCACCUUAUGCCACUUUGGCUUCUGCAGAAUGUUCAUCCUCAAAGUUGACUGACUUGCCUACAAUGGUUACACAUGAUAAUCAAAUUAUAUUUCCUGUUAAUAGUAAGAAGACCUCAAAACUGUGGAAUCACUUUUCAAUUUGUUCUGCAGAUUCAACAAAAGUAAUAUGUACACACUGUGGACGUAUAAUAAGUAGGGGGAAAAAGCCAACAAACCUAGGCACAAGUUGCCUUCUAAGACAUUUGCAGCGGUUUCAUAACAAUGUAUUGAAAACUGAUGUCCCAGAGACAGUGUUAUCCUCAUCUACGGAUAAUCACAUGCCACUCCGCACAGAAUUACUAGGAUCUUCAAAUUUUGAUGAAACCAAUGACAAGUUUUGUGACUCUCAUCCAGUUGCCAAAAAAAUCACAAGUCUUGUAGCCGAAAUGAUUGCACUUGACCUUCAGCCAUAUUCUUUUGUAGACAACAUUGGCUUUAACAGGCUGCUUGAAUAUUUGCAACCUCAGUAUUCUUUACCUUCUCCAUCUUACUUUUCUAGGACAGCAAUUCCAGAUAUGUAUGAUAACGUAAAACAAAUUAUUAUCUCACAUCUUAAAGAAGCUGAAAGUGGAGUGAUCCAUUUUACAUCUGGAAUAUGGAUGAGCAACCAAACACGAGAAUAUCUAACCCUGACCGCUCACUGGGUAACAUUUGAGUCUUCAUUUCGACCACAGUGUGAGGAUUACCAUUGUUCAGCACUAUUAAAUGUAUCACAGAUCGACUGCGACUACAAUGGAAUCAGUAUUCAAAAGCAGCUAGAAUACUGGUGGGAAACGUGGAUUACUUCCAUUGGACUUCAGAUUGGGAUUACUGUUACUGAUAAUCAGAGUAUAGAGAAAACUUUAAAUGAAGGUGAUCAUUCAAGUGUACAAUGUUUUAGUCACACUGUUAAUGUAAUUGUAAAUGAGGCUAUUAAAAGCCAGAGAAUGGUUCAGAAUUUGCUUAGUAUUGCAAGGAAGAUCUGUGAACGCGUCCAUCGGUCAGCAAAAGCAAAAGAGAAGUUAGCUGAGCUGCAAAAAGAGUAUGAGUUGCCUCAGCAUCAGCUAAUACAAGAUGUUCCAUCCAAGUGGAAUACAUCAUUUCAUAUGCUUGAACGCCUUAUUGAACAGAAAAGAGCAAUUGAUGAAAUGUCAAUAGAGUGCAGCUUCCGGGAGCUGAUAAGCUGUGACCAGUGGGAAGUCAUGCAGUCAGUGUGUCACGCUCUCAAACCUUUCGAAGCUGCAAGUAGGGAGAUGAGUACACACAUGUCUACUCUAAGCCAAGUGAUUCCAAUGAUUCAUAUACUUAACAGGAAAAUAGAAAUGCUUUUUGAGGAAACUAUGGGCAUAGAUACUAUGCUGAAAUCUUUGAAAGAAGCUAUGGUGAGCAGAUUGUCCUCCACGCUUCAUGAUCCAAGGUACAUUUUUGCUACACUUCUGGAUCCCCGGUAUAAAACAUCGUUAUUUACAGAAGAGGAGGCUGAACAAUAUAAACAAGACUUAAUCAGGGAGCUGGAAAUAAUGAGUUCUACCUCAGAUGAUGAUAAACCUGUUUCCAAUGGAUGUGAUAUAGGUUCACCAUCUACAAAUUCUUACGGGGAAGAUAAUCUCUGGUCACUCAUGGGUGACAUGAAGAAAACAAAAGACCUGAAAGAGAGAGCAAAGUUACCAGAGGAAAUGGUGCUUUCUUACUUGGAGGAAGAAGUGCUUGAGCAUAACUGUGAUCCUCUAACUUACUGGAACUUUAAAAAGUCAUCUUGGCCAGUACUGUCAAAAUUGGCUGUCAGGUUCUUGGGUUGUCCACCAAGCAUUGUUCCUUCAGAGAGAUUGUUCAAUACAUCCAAUGAAAGCAACAACUUUAGUCAGUCAAGGUUAAUGAUUGAACACUUUGAAAAGCUUAUCUUUUUGAAAGUGAAUCUUCCUUUAAUAUACUUCCAGUAUUGAAACUAAUGAACAAACUGCUAGACUAAAUUUAUUGUUGCUCACUGGAUAUUAACUAUCUGUAACUUGGAUUUUUAAAUUGCUCCAGUAGGGGCCAUGUAUGACAUCUAAUCAGUGACUAUAAUUCCAAAUUUUAGAUUCAUUUUUUUCAGCUUUCAAUAUGUCUACAUGUGCCUUAUUCAUAGUACUUCAGGCCAGAUAUUGUAUAUAUGUUUUUUAAAAGUUCACACUAGAGAUAGCCUGUCUCGUCAAAUUAUACAAAAUUAUGUAGGUUUUAAUCCAUAAUUGUAAAUGAACUUUAAAAAGCUCAGUCAUUUGUUUUAAUAGAAUGGCAAAAAAAAGAAAAAAAAAAGAUGUAAACAGUUCUAUUCUGUAGUUUUUUAUUCAAUUAUUAUGUAAAAACCAUAAACCAGGUACUGUAUUUUAGUUGAACAUUGCUUUAAUUGCAAGAAAACAGGUUUUGUAGUUGUCAAAAGAAAGCUGUACGUGAAAGAUGGGGUUCAAGCUGUCUUUCUACCAUAUGAUGUUUUUAACUGCAAGCCCUAAAGUACUUAAAGGAUUAAGAAGACUUAUUGAGGAAGAUGUGUUUACAGGAGACUGUUGACUUAAUAUCUGAAAAUAAAUCUUAAAUUUAACAUGAGAUGGAACGUCACUUAUACAGCAAUCUGUAGUAAAACUUCCCAUUCUGGGUUCUCCUGUUCAGGCUUUACAUUUUAAGUGAAUUACAGAAAUAUUCUGGGUAUUUAUAAAAGGUCUUUGGAAGUUCUCUCAAAGUUUGUGAAUUAAUGCUUAUUAUUUAAUGCUGUGUUAAAAAAAGGCAAGAAACUUACCAAGAAGACUCUAAUGUCAUUCUGAAGCCUUUUCUAAUUUUCAGUGCAUCAAAACUAUAAGGUCCCUAUUGUAAAAAUUGAGCCCUUACUCCUAAUGUAAUUUCAAUUGUGUAGAACAGCCUUUCUUAAAGCUCCUAGUACAGAAAUAACUCAUCUUCUGGUUUUCAGUAAUAGCCUUAUGGAUAUGGUGCACUGCUUAGAACUUUAUGUAGUAGGGUUGAUUCCUGACUGUUGGUGUCCAUCAGGCAAAUGGGAUACAAAGCCUUUAAAGCUUCAAACAGGAUGGAAAAAAUAGCCAGCAUUUUAAUUUGAAAGGAACAUUCUCCUUAGUUUUUCUCUAGAAGGACUUAUCUUUUAAUUUCAGUUUUCAUUGAAUACAUUUUUGGGAAACAAGUCAUCAUUUGCCUAUGACCUUUUAGAAAAGUUGUAGCUUUGUUAAAAUACUCUACCUAUGCCUAAUCUAAUUUUGCAUUUACUAUGUUUUAGUGUAUUUAUAAAUGGUGAACUCAGUUUCUGAAAUUAAACAUUUUAUUUGCAA
This is a messenger RNA of Camarhynchus parvulus, 5533 nucleotides long. It is a transcript of the gene ZBED4, whose product is annotated as zinc finger BED-type containing 4. The coding region runs from base 650 to 4168 and encodes 1172 amino acids. Lineage: Eukaryota; Metazoa; Chordata; Aves; Passeriformes; Thraupidae. The transcript has 3 exons. Gene Ontology annotation, molecular function: protein dimerization activity; DNA binding. The record is from RefSeq and is a predicted model, not a curated record.